CCUCAGUGGUCUUUUGCGUCUCGCCGCCGAUGAGAAGUACCGAUCCGCCGCCUAGGCUGACGGCCACUUGAAAUCAUCCGGUUUCAAGGUCAGACUCGCCAAGCCAAAACCGAAGAAAUCAGAGGCACGCUCUCACCCACGCGCAUUGGAUCAUGAACACGAACGAGGGAAUGCAAAAGGAUAUAAUACUGGGAGUCAACGCGAUAAGGACAAACAGACAUGAGCAAUUUGAAAGGGCUGCAGAAGCUGUAAAGGCGCUUACAAAGCGUCCUACUGACGAUGAACUUUUGGAGCUUUAUGCUUUAUUUAAACAAGCUACACUUGGCGAUAAUAACACAUCCAAACCCGGUAUGCUGGAUUUGAAAGGAAAAGUCAAAUGGGAAGCCUGGAAUAAGAAGAAGGGCACUUCGCAAGAAGUAGCGAAGCAAGCCUACAUCGAUUAUGUCAACCAACUGAUUGAAAAAUAUAAAUAAUUUUAUCUAUCAUCGCUGGUAGUUGCAUUCCUGUUGUAAUCAUGAAUCAAAAGAAAUGUAUUUUUAUAUAAUUCCUCAAAUAUUAACAUUUUGUUACUUAUUGUAAAUUAAAUGUUUAGAAAUUUUUCAUUAU
This is a messenger RNA of Atta colombica, 606 nucleotides long. Its product is annotated as acyl-CoA-binding protein homolog. The record is from RefSeq and is a predicted model, not a curated record. Gene Ontology annotation, molecular function: long-chain fatty acyl-CoA binding. Bases 153 to 473 code for a protein of 106 amino acids. Lineage: Eukaryota; Metazoa; Arthropoda; Insecta; Hymenoptera; Formicidae. The transcript has 3 exons. Gene Ontology annotation, biological process: fatty acid metabolic process.